GGGUAUAUAUAAGAUGGUAUAGUGCAACAUGAAUGUGUCACGGAUACGGCCUAAACCACAGUACAUUAAAGCAACAGAAAUAUAUGGCGGCCACGGCGACGGAGUCCGGCCGUCGGCAACUCCAUUUCAUGGUGUUCCCGAUGAUGGCCCCGGGACACAUGAUCCCCAUGAUAGACGUGGCGAGGAUUUUAGCCCGGUCUGACAGCGGCGUCACCGUUACCAUCUUCACCACGCCGGUCAAUGCAAACAGGUUCCGGUCAACGCUCGACCAGGACCGGCGAUCCGGGUUCAAAAUCCGGGAGCACGUGGUCCGGUUUCCGUGCGCAGAGACCGGGCUGCCGGAGGGGUGCGAGAAUGCGGACAUGGUACCCAAGGGUCAAAACCUCGACUCCGCCUUCAUGGUCGCCAUCUGGAUGCUGAAGCCACAGGCGGAAGAGGCGAUUCGCGGCAGCAAACCGCCGGUGACCUGCAUAGUUUCGGACAUGGUAAUGCAGUGGACGGCGGACUUAGCGGAGAGGAUGAACAUCCCAAGAAUCGUGUUCAACGGGUCGUGCUGCUUCUCCUUCGUCUGCUCGACUAAGAUCAUGGAGUCCAAUAUUCUGGGGAGGGUGGCGUCGGAGACAGAGAUGUUCACCGUCGCCGGGCUUCCCCCGCCGUACGACGAGAAGAUUCAGCUUUGCAAAGCUCAGGUGAAGGGGUGCGUGGUGGACCCGAAUGAAAUCAAAACCGAGGCCCAGAAAGAGAUGGGGGAAAAGCUGAUGCAGGCGAUUACUUCGGCCUAUGGCGUGAUCGUGAACAGCUUCUCGGAGAUGGAGCCGGAAUUUGAGGAAGAGUAUAAGAGGAAGUUCCACCAUGGGAGAGUGUGGUGCGUCGGCCCUGUUUCCUUGAGCACUCACCGAUCCGUCCAGGAUGAGCAGCCGUUGGAAGAAGGCAACGCGGUGAUUAAGAAGAAUGAGAGUGGGGAAGAGAAGGAGCCGUGCUUGAAAUGGCUCAACUCGCAAGCGCCGGGAUCGACAAUAUACGUCUCCCUGGGAAGCUUGGUGAGGCUCACGGUAGAGCAAAUGAUGGAGCUGGCUUUGGGGUUAGAGCUAUCGGGGCGGCCCUUCAUUUGGGCGCUGGGGAGGGCAGACGAGCAGCUUGAAGCAUUUGAGGAGUGGGUGUUGGCUGAUGGGUUCGAGGAGAGGACCAGAGGGAGAGGGGCACUGGUUCGCGGGUGGGCCCCGCAGCUGCGCAUUCUCUCCCACCCUUCCAUCGGAGGGUUCUUGACGCACUGCGGGUGGAACUCCACGCUGGAAGCCAUCUCGGCCGGAGUGCCAAUGCUAACGUGGCCGAUAUUCGCGGAGCAAUUUGUGAACGAGAAGCUGGUGGUGGACGUGUUGGGGGUCGGGGUCAGCCUCGGGGUGAAGACGUCGGCUCUUUGGGAAGGGAAGGAGACGGCAGGGAGCGGAGUGGUGGUGAAGAGGGAUGAGGUCAAAGAAGCAGUUGGUCAACUCAUGGAAGGAGAUGGGGAAGAGUGCCGGAGGAAAGUAAAAGAGCUUGGGGGAAAGGCCAAAACGGCGGUUCAGAAAGGUGGUUCCUCCCAUCUCAACUUGAUUUCUUUGAUAGAAGACAUUUCCUUAUUUGGCUCUACAAUAUUAUGAGAUCCCGCGUAAUGUUAUUUCAAUAAAUCUCGUUUUGAGACAUCGAUCAUAGACAUUCUUUAUUUAGAAUAAGGGUAUUACAUGCUUCGGUAUUACAUGCUUAGGGUGGCCACAGUUCGGGACAGUCCGAGUUUUGACUUAUCCCGAUCUCGACCCGACUUUAUAAUAACGGUUCGGUACGAAUAGGGAUGGACCCGGGUCGGGCCCGGGCGGGCUUUUUUUGUUAAAUGUUGGGCCCGGAACCGGCCCGGGUUGAUACCGGGGCCGGGCCUAACCCGGCCGGACCCGGGUCAAGUUCAAUUUUUUUUUUUUCUAAUUAACACCCGACCCCCCCCCCCUUCACCCCCGACCCCCAACCCCGACCCCCCCCCCCCCCAAAACACUCAACCCUAACCUAGAAAAGCAAAAAAAUUGAACCGGCCAACCGGUCCCAAUCCGAGCCCGACCCGCCCAAACGGGCUAAAAGCCCGGAACCGGCCAACCGGUCCCAAUCCGGUCCGGGCCCAAACAGUAACGGGCCGGGCCGGUUCCGGGUCGGGUCGGGCCGGUUUAGUCCAUCCCUAGGUACGAAUCAAGAUAAGCCUUUAUCCUAAUG
This is a messenger RNA of Cuscuta europaea, 2235 nucleotides long. NCBI's taxonomy places the organism in Eukaryota, Viridiplantae, Streptophyta, Magnoliopsida, Solanales, Convolvulaceae. The record is from the annotation of a GenBank genome assembly.